ACAGGAGCCUCUUCUCUCAUGCUCUGAUUGAUUUCCUCACCUUCUCGCCAAUCAGUCAAUCCAGAUGGCGAUGAUCAGCUUGCAGGCGAUGCGCAAGGCACAGAGAGCUCAAGGUCCGGCCACCAUCUUGUCCGUCGGCACCGCCAACCCGCCCAAUCUCUACGAGCAGACCACGUAUCCCGACUACUACUUCCGCGUCACCAACUCGGAGGACAAGCAGGAGUUGAAGAGCAAGUUCCGUCGCAUGUGCGAGAAGACGAUGGUGAAGAGGCGCUACCUUUACUUGACGCCGGAGAUCCUGAAGGAGCGGCCGAAGCUGUGCUCGUACAUGGAGCCGUCGUUCGACGACCGGCAGGACAUCGUGGUGGAGGAGAUUCCGAAGCUGGCUGCGGAGGCAGCGGAGAAGGCUAUCAAGGAGUGGGGCGGCGAGAAGUCGGCCAUCACCCACCUCGUCUUCUGCUCCAUCAGCGGCAUCGACAUGCCCGGCGCCGACUACCGCCUCGCUAAGCUUCUCGGGCUCCCGCUCACCGUCAAUCGCCUGAUGCUCUACAGCCAGGCCUGCCACAUGGGCGCCGCCAUGCUGCGCAUCGCCAAGGACAUCGCCGAGAACAACCGCUCCGCGCGCGUCCUCGUCGUCGCCUGCGAGAUCACCGUGCUCAGCUUCCGCGGCCCUGACGAGCGCGACUUCCAGGCGCUCGCCGGCCAGGCCGGCUUCGGAGACGGCGCCGCCGCGGUGGUCGUCGGCGCCGACCCCGUCCCCGGCGUCGAGCGGCCGCUCUACCACAUCAUGUCGGCGACUCAGACGACGGUGCCGGAGAGCGAGAAGGCGGUGGGGGGUCACCUCCGCGAGGUGGGGCUGACCUUCCACUCUUUCAACCAACUCCCGGCGAUCAUCGCUGACAACGUGGGGAGCAGCCUGGCGGAGGCGUUCGAACCGAUCGGGAUCAAGGACUGGAACGACAUCUUCUGGGUGGCGCACCCUGGCAACUGGGCCAUCAUGAACGCCAUCGAGACCAAGCUGGGGCUGGAACAGAGCAAGCUGGCCACCGCACGCCACGUCUUCUCCGAGUUCGGCAACAUGCAGAGCGCCACCGUCUACUUCGUGAUGGACGAGCUCAGGAAACGGUCGGCGGCGGAGAACCGGGAGACCACCGGCGACGGGCUCCGCUGGGGCGUGCUCUUCGGCUUCGGCCCCGGCAUCAGCAUCGAAACCGUCGUGCUCCAAAGCGUGCCGCUUUAGAUACGAUUAAUUUGACAUUAAUUGCAAGAUUUUCCCAGUGAAUUAUGAACACGAUCGAUCAAUCGAUAGACGAUUGCUGUGUAUUGAAGAAUGUGUGAUUAAUUAUGUCAUAAAUGGUUGUAUUAAACAAAGAGUUACAGUGAUAGUUGCUCUAAUGACGGUGUUUGUGAA
Messenger RNA from Zingiber officinale, 1411 nucleotides. Its product is annotated as curcumin synthase 2-like. NCBI's taxonomy places the organism in Eukaryota, Viridiplantae, Streptophyta, Magnoliopsida, Zingiberales, Zingiberaceae. The transcript has 2 exons. Gene Ontology annotation, biological process: polyketide biosynthetic process. The record is from RefSeq and is a predicted model, not a curated record. The coding region runs from base 65 to 1240 and encodes 391 amino acids. Gene Ontology annotation, molecular function: acyltransferase activity, transferring groups other than amino-acyl groups.